CCACAUGUUGUUGCCCACGAAACCCGGCAGACAACUACCUUGGCUUGCUUGGACAACCUCCAUCCGUCUUUUUUGUACAAUAAUUCCAUCCUAGCUACCUUACCUAUUUGAGUAAGCAACAGUAUACGCAACUCCAAAAGCUCAUUGACAGUAAAUACAUCAAGACGCUUGCAACCCCCAUCGAAGGUUACGCGUGAGCAUGAUGGAGAUGGACAGGAACGACAUAGCGCGAAAGAAGGAGUCGCCAUUCCUGCUAAAGCUAUUCUACCGCACUGGAGCGUUUCACAGGCCAGAUGAGUUUUCGCACCACACACUACCGCCACACAUCGACAUACACACAUGGCCGACAGCCACCCUCGCCGAGCUCUCAUACCACAUAGCCAACCACAGCCGCCAAAAGCCCAGCCUCCUCCCCGAGCCAGCAGUUGGCACGCGCAUCGCGUUCCGGCUCGUUUAUCGCGAUCCAAACAGCCGGGCACUGCACCAGUUCGUCGUCAAGGAUCUCGGCAGCCUGGUUCUAGGCGGCGAAGAUGUGGCGGAUUUGAACGACGCAGAUAAUGUGAACAUCGACGACGAUCUGCGACUACCAGAAUCGCCCGACGCACACAAGACGCUGAGCGAUGCCAAGUUCAUCGUCGGAGACUACCUCAGCUGUGCGAUAUUGCCACCUCUGGAGGACGGAUCUGUCGCGCCUGCGGACAGCGCUCGGUCGGGACGGGGCAGCGGCGUUGGCGAGGCAAGGUGGGAUGAUGAUCCCGUGCCUUCAAGGGGUAUCAGAGGUUACGGUAUGCAGCACUCCCGCGGCGGUGGAGGCGGGGACAGGUACGGGGGCGUUGGGUGGUCAGGCAGGGGAGGGAGGUCGCGAGGAGGUCCCGGUGGCGGCGGGUUGAUUCCCAUGGGCGAGUGGCGGCGCGGUGAGAAGCUUCCAGAGGUGCCUGGUGCUGCAAGGAGUCGGGGUGGUUGGUCGAGGGAUCGCGGGAAAUACCCCUGAGCUCUGGGCGUUUGAUAUUUGGUCAUUUGUGUGGUUGCGACUGCUUUUGUUUGCCUUGAUGAUACCCUCUGCAACCCCCAAGUCCAUGACCUCAUUUCAUGGCAAUAGUAGCCACCGUCCUUUCUUUAUGCUCGCAAUCUGAGGUACCCUAUUGUUAGCAGCUUGCUUCAGAGAUUCGUCUCCUGUUGAUUUUUCGAAUUCAAGUAAUAGUGCCAAAUAUCAAAGUAGCAAGUUGCCGGUCGCCUUGUCACCAUCAACCGCCAC
Molecule: messenger RNA, 1255 nt
Organism: Pyricularia oryzae 70-15
Lineage: Eukaryota; Fungi; Ascomycota; Sordariomycetes; Magnaporthales; Pyriculariaceae
Exons: 2
Coding region: 200-991 (263 amino acids)
Biological process (GO): negative regulation of DNA-templated transcription
Cellular component (GO): nucleus
Molecular function (GO): transcription factor binding; transcription corepressor activity
Source: RefSeq, a predicted model, not a curated record